Molecule: messenger RNA, 1185 nt
Organism: Malania oleifera
Lineage: Eukaryota; Viridiplantae; Streptophyta; Magnoliopsida; Santalales; Ximeniaceae
Exons: 6
Coding region: 279-758 (159 amino acids)
Molecular function (GO): actin binding
Source: RefSeq, a predicted model, not a curated record
AUAGAAGAGACGAACAGGGCCAGCUCCUUCGUGGACGACUCGAGCCCUUAUUCUCGCGGCCCCAUCCUCAUAGCUUCCUAUCCUUCUUCGCCGGACGUCUCAACAUUCAUCGACGGCGAUCUUGGCUUCUGGCGAAGGGCUUGAGGGCUCUUCUUUGCUCGAGUUCCUCCCUGUUCGCCGGACAUUUCACUCUAGCACUCGGGACCCCCCAUCUUCCGAGCCUCCUCUUUCUCGAAGGCUCGAAGGCUCUUCUUUUCUCAACUUAUUGAACUUCCUGAAUGGAUUUGGCUUUCGUUCAUAAAGCGUGGGACAAGUGGGCAUCUAAUAAUGUUGGCUCUACAGGUAAACCACUGAAGGCUGCUUUGCUUAUUAACUAUGAUCCUACUGGACCAUCCCGCCUCCUGUCUACAAUCAUGGGAUUUGAAGCUUCGUUUGAUGCUUAUAGUGCAGAGCAAGAAGGGAUAAAGGCAGAUCCAAUUGAAUUGAGUCAAUUUGUUGAUCUUAUCAGAUGCAACAAACUCCAGAGUGAAUGCUUCUUCAUCGGACCAAACCAGUAUAUGGUUACAUCAAAUCACGAGUUCGGAUUUUGUGCAAGGUGUAUGAACUCAUCAAGGCCUGCAGCGGGUGGAGGUGCUAUCAUUAUGCAGACCACAGCAUUCCUCUUGGUUGCAUUCUAUGAGGGUUCUAUUGGUGCCGCAUCUCUUGCUAUGGCAGCUGCAGAUCAGUUCUCAUGGCAAUUAGGUCGGAAGAAUUUUUGACUUCAUACACCGUGAUGGCACAGUUUGCAAGUUUUCAGCAUUCACUCCUGGGGCUCUAAAUGUCUUGUUUGCAUUUUCUUAACAGAAACCUUUAUUAAGGUUCGAUGUGGUACAGGUCAAUUAACUUGUGCAAAGAAAUCUUGUUAUGAAAUUUAUUGAGCUGAACUUGCCACGGAUGCAACUGGGGUUUGAGAACUUUCCUCCUAAAUUUGAUCUCAGAAGACUAACUAACCCAGUUGAGCAUGGUAAAUUUAUUGUACAAUUCCACCAGUACUAGAAUCUAAAAAUGGAUAGUUUUGUGCGGGUUAGAUUUGUUCUGUUGUUUGCUCUUUCUGGGGCUUUCAGGUGUCUGAAUUCUGAGUUCAAGUCAAUUGGAGCAGCUGCCUGUAGCUACUACCUAGAUUAUUGUGAUUCCAAGUUCCUCUCA